UUAUUCUGUAAAGAUAAAGACUUGUUAAUGUUUAAUAUUAAUUUAAUAACUUUGAACAAACUGUUGCCAGUAAAUAACAUUUAUUAGCUAGUUAAUUACAGCUAGUAAUACUGUAAUUUCUACAGAUUUUUUUACAGUGUGUAGUAAAACCAUAUUUCAUUUUGGUAAGGACUAAGUUAUGCUAUUCAACAUUAUUGUUACCAUGGUAAGUUUAUUUCUACAGCUAAAAUUGUAAUGGUUUCUCGUCCGGUGUCCUGACCCCUUUCCUCGCUGUCUAUAAAUAGCAGGAUCGAGUGUUUACACCGACUGUGUUUUACACCCCAUACACUGGAAUUUACAAAUAAUACAUGUGAAAAGACAGUUUGACGCUUCUGUGUGAGAUAUGAACGGUCCGCGAGCAGGUCUCGGUUUACCGGAGGAGGAUAACGAGCAGUCUCUGUCACGAAGAGAGGCAGCAAACAGACUGAAAGCGAGAUUUCUGGAAGCGCUCAAGUGCAACAAUGCAGCCGAGGUUGCGCGAAUCCUUCGCACCACCAGCAUUGAUAUAGACGCCGUGUUUGACGUGGAGGACCGCAAUAUGAUCCUUGCCUCUUAUAAGCAAGGAUACUGGCUUCCGAGCUAUAAAUUAGAGUGUUCCUGGGCAAUGGGGCUUCAUGUGUGUAUGAUGUACAAUGCAUUGGAGAGUGCCUUAGUUCUUCUGCAGAAUGGAGCAGCAGUCAACAGGAAACCAAAUGGGAAGACCCCUCUACAUGUGGCAUGUACAGUGUCUAAUGCUGACUGUGUGGGACUACUCCUGGAAUGGGGGGCGCGGAUCAACAGUAUGUCCCUGAGUGGACACACCCCUUUACACUACUGUGUUACAGAAGAGUCUUUGGACUGCGCCAAACAGCUUAUUCUCAAAGGAGCAAACAUCAACAUGCCCAGCGAGGAGAACCAAGACGCCCCUCUGCACACAGCGGCCCGCUUCGGUAUACCUGAGCUGGUGGCUUUCUACACUGCCAAUGGAGCUGACGUCAAUGCAGUCAAUGUCCACAUGGAGACCCCUCUGAUUACCGCAGCGUUCUGGGCCAUGGACAUUCGCGAACGGACCUACAGUGCAGACCACCAUCUUGUUUGCAGGAUCCUGCUGGACCACAAAGCUAACCCGCACGUUUAUGAAGAAGACAGGAAGACCGCACUGCACAAAGCUUGCUGGAACUGUGACCAUGUUCUUAUACAGAUGUUGCUAGAGGCUGGUGCCAAACCUCAAGUUAUGGAUAUCAAUGGAUGUGCAGCUAUACAGUAUCUGCUGAAGGUAUCCCAGAUUAGGCCGUGGGCCAUUCCUGAACGCUGCUUUCAGCUGCUUCUGAACUACGGAGCACCUAGAGUGUAUCCACCACAAUUUCAUAAGGUGUUGCAGGCGUGCCAUGAUUACCCCAGGGCCGUGGAGGUGAUGGUAAAUUCCUAUGAACACGUAAAGUACACAAAAAAAUGGAGAGCGGCUAUUCCUGAAAAUGUAUAUGAGGUCAGAACCAGGCAUUUUUUACGACACAAGGAUUUCUAUGACUCUGUGUUUGCUGUAUGUACCAACAGUCCACGCACCCUGCAGCAUCUAGCCAGAUGUGCUAUACGUGCAGCAAUGUCCAAUCGAUGUGAACAGGGUGUCCAGCAACUCACUCUUCCUCCAUCAAUGAAAAAAUAUCUACUUCUGGAGCCUGUAGGAAUCAUAUACUGAUAUCUGCAUAAUAGACUAUGUAUGUCUGCUGCAUAGGGGCGGUUUCCCGGACAGGGACUAGACUAGUCCUAGACUAAAAUAAAUGCAAGAGCUGUACAAACUAAAAACCUUAAAAUAAAUCAGUGCCCUUUGUUUUUCCUCAAAAUGCACACAAGGAAGGUUUUAAGGAAGGCAUGAUUGUUAAAACUAGUUACAUUUCAUAAUUAAACUAAGGCCUAGUCCUGGCUUAAGUUAAUCCCUGUCUGGGAAACCACCCCAUAAUGUUAAAUGAUUCCAGAUUUGUGCAGCUUUAAUUUUAUACAUAAUGUUCAAAAUAUGUUGUUUUAUGUAAUUUACAUGUAAAGAAGAUUAUCUAGUAAAAGAUUUAUAAAAAUA
Molecule: messenger RNA, 2089 nt
Organism: Paramisgurnus dabryanus
Lineage: Eukaryota; Metazoa; Chordata; Actinopteri; Cypriniformes; Cobitidae
Gene: asb4
Product: ankyrin repeat and SOCS box containing 4
Biological process (GO): intracellular signal transduction
Cellular component (GO): cytoplasm
Molecular function (GO): protein binding
Source: RefSeq, a predicted model, not a curated record